This is a messenger RNA of Anthonomus grandis grandis, 4244 nucleotides long. Its product is annotated as NADPH oxidase 5. Gene Ontology annotation, cellular component: plasma membrane; NADPH oxidase complex. Gene Ontology annotation, molecular function: calcium ion binding; superoxide-generating NAD(P)H oxidase activity. The transcript is spliced from 20 exons. The record is from RefSeq and is a predicted model, not a curated record. NCBI's taxonomy places the organism in Eukaryota, Metazoa, Arthropoda, Insecta, Coleoptera, Curculionidae. The coding region runs from base 310 to 4116 and encodes 1268 amino acids. Gene Ontology annotation, biological process: defense response; superoxide anion generation.
ACUCUCUUGCUCCCACCUUAAGAGUGAGUGAGGGCGGGAGUGCACCACUCACGGUACCUCCCUUUCAAUUUUUUUCUUAUCCGCGACCUUCUUUCGGUACCAAAAGAGCACGUGGUCGCAUUCCCACCCCCUCCGUGAGUGAAGUGAACGGAGCGAGCGGGUCUCUUAACAUUGGCCGUAUCACGUAACACCGAGAUGAGAUGAACACAGUUGGACGCGGAUUAACCGCUAAAGAACUACUUUGAGACUUGCGACCCCCUUGCGUACAGAGUUUGAGUGAGUAGUGGCGAAAGUGGCGCGGGAAAAAUUAUGUCCGGGAGCGAGAAAUUGUUGGUGGCCAAUCGGAGGCGCGAUAAUAAGGGAUUCGAUAAUUUCGGUUUGGAGGUGGAGAGUGACGAGGAACUAGGCGAAAGUGUACGGGUGGACAGUGCCGGUACGACCGUACGCGAAAAUGGGAAAGUUAUCAUUAAUGUGUUUCAGGCGGGGGUGUUGGAUGCGAGUGCCCAAGAAUCCGGCGUGGAAACCGGCCAUCAACCGACCGGAGCGCCGGCAUCCGAAACCCUGGACUUAUUAAAAGAUCAGCAGAGAAAAAAAUCGGAAAAACUGACGGAUGUCCAGUCGCGGUCGAUCGGUGUCGGUACAACGAGCGACGACGAUCCGGAUCCGGAAGGACCCAAGUCCGGAAAAUUCGAGAAUAAUAAUCAAAAGCAAAUUUACGUGGACGAGGGUACGGCCUUGAGGAGACGCUCGUUGGUGCCGAUGAGCAGCAUGGAGGAGGAAAACUUGAGGGAGAGAUUGAGGAUCGGACAUUUGAGGUUGUGCCAGGAGGUGGUCGGUAGGGAGCAGAGGUAUACCAGGGACGGACUGAGGAAGUUGUUGCAGUCCAAGGACCUUUUGGAGCAAAUAUUCAAACUAUUCGACCAGGACAGGAAACAAUUUUUACCGCAAGACAAUUGGAUCGAAUUCCUCAAGCAGCGGCUCAUAAACGAACACCAGAUAGAUUUCGCUGAACAGUUGGAGAGUGUGGCAUUUUGUCUUUGCGGAGAUGAACCGAUUAAAAGUCAUCAGUUUUACCAGAUUUUCAACGCCAAAGGGGUAAGCGACAAACUGUUCAGGCUGUUGGACGAGAAUAAUUUGGGAAUUGUGUCGCCCGAGCAAAUUAUGGAGUUUUUGGCCUCUAUUACCAAUUCUAGACCCAGAACAGGGAUCGACCAACAAAACCUCGCCCGUCUGGAACAACUAUUCCGUCAAACGGUCGGCACCGAAAAAGAAAUCAAGAAGGACGACUUCAAUAAAAUCGUCAACUCAAAAAACCCCUUUUUCACCGCCAGGGUGUUUCAAAUAUUCGACAAGGACGAUUCCGGAUCGAUUUCCCUGCAAGAAUUCCUGGACGCGAUGCAUCAAUUCGCAGGACAGAGUCCCGACGACAAAAUCCGUUUUAUGUUUAAGGUUUACGAUAUUGAUGGUGAUGGUCUGAUCCAGUACAGGGAAUUACAGGACGUGAUGCGCGCCUGUAUGGAAGAAAACGGGAUGCAAUUCAGCGACGAACAAAUCGAAGAUUUAACGGUCGCUUUGUUCGAGGAUGCCGAUACGAAUAGUCGGGGGGCGAUCACUUACGAGGCCCUAAAAAGUCAACUGGAGAAGCAUGGCGGCUUAUUGGAGAAUUUAUCCAUUAGUAUAGACCGCUGGCUGGUUCCGGCCCCCUUGAAACCGAUCAAAUCGACAUCGCGGCUCAGGAAAGUCCUGUCUUACCGGCCCAAUUAUCUUACCGUGCCCUAUUGGAAGAACAACAUGGUGUAUCUUACCUUUUUGUUUGGAUUUUUAUUGGUUAAUGUUGCCCUGUUUAUUUCUAGAUCUAUCCAAUACAGGCAUUCGAACUGGUUUACUAUAUUUGCCAGGGCGUGUGGACAGUGUCUGAACUUUAAUUGCGCCUUCAUACUGGUUUUAAUGCUAAGAAGGUGCAUCACCUUCCUAAGAACCCGAGGUUACGGCAGUGUACUACCUCUGGACCAGCACAUCUACUUUCACAAAAUAACCGGAUGGCUGAUCUUCGGAUACAGUUUUUGGCACUCCAUAAUGCACACCUGUAAUUUUAGUCUUUUGGUGGUGAACGAUCCGGUUUUGAACGAGAGGAACUUCACUACGUCCCAGUGGUUAUUCACCGCUAAACCGGGCCUGUUUGGACUUAUUGGUGGAUGGGCAAAUCCGACAGGCGUUGCCCUCUUUGUCAUUUUGUUGGUUAUGUUCUUGUGCUCCCAGUCGUUUGUGAGGAGAGGAGGUUGUUUUGAGGUGUUUUACUGGACCCACUUGAUGUACGUCCCCUUCUGGAUCCUGCUGCUCCUCCACGGUCCCAACUUCUGGAAAUGGUUCAUCAUUCCGGGCGUCGCUUACUUGAUCGAGCGCAUAUCCAGAGUCGACACCAUGUCCAACAAAGGGAAAACGUACAUCAGCUCAGGCCUCCUGCUGCCCUCCAAAGUGACCCAUUUGGUGAUAAAACGCCCCGCACAGUUCGAUUUCCAUCCUGGCGAUUACGUUUUCGUCAAUAUUCCCGCUAUAGCGAAAUACGAGUGGCAUCCCUUCACCAUAAGCAGCUGUCCAGAGCAAGAAGACUACAUGUGGUUGCAUAUAAGAGGAGUGGGACAAUGGACCAACCGUUUGUACGAAUACUUCGAAAAAGAACAGGAGAAACUUCAUAGCGGUGAGGUGUCUGCCGUGCAGUCUUGCGGAUCCACACCAAAACCGAGCGGUAAUGAUUCAGAGGCGAGCAGCACCCCGAAUGCUUUCAGUCAAAUUAAGGCGACGAUCACCAGGACCCUUUCGAGAACCGAUAAGACCUCUGAGGGAAAUAAAAGUCCUGGUCCCGGGGUGCAACUGGUGGGGUUUUCCAGUGAGGAUCACGAGGGCGGCGGUGAGGGUGAGACUUUAGGUGGUGUUCCAGAAAUGCCGAACAGAGGAAGAAGAAUGUCUCCCGAGCACCGUCUACAACGUCUAGUGUUCUCCAAGAGGGCUCCAUUAGAAAAAUCCUUGUCCCUCCCAGACGUACAAACCAACGCGAAAAAAAGAGAAAGAAUGCUCGCUUUAAGGGAGUACAUGCGCUCCGAAUCGGAGAAGAGUUUCGACCCGAGACAGAUGAGAAAGGCGCGACAAAAGUCCCUGGGUUUGGCCUACUUUAGUCCACAAAAUAAGAGUUUGGCUCAGAGUUUCCGGUAUAUGCGGAACAAACCCACCAUUAUCGCUUUUAAGACUCCCAGUUUGGAGAAUUGCGACCAAAGGGACUCUAGUCGUUCGUUCGCUUCUACAGUUGGGAAGCCUGAUAGUGAGUUCAGUUACUACAGUCCGGAACGUAGGGUGGAGGAGGGACAAGUUUUCCAACUGCACGACAUGACCGCCGCCGAUCCAAAGCUGAAACACAUCAACUACCCCGUAGGAAAACCUUUGGAGACAGAAGAUAGUUUGAAGAACGGAGAUUUAAAAAUUAAGUUUUUGGACCAGGCCGGUACCGAGAUUUUCCUUGAUGGUCCCUACGGAGCCCCCUCGAGCCACAUUUUUAGAGCACAACACGCGGUUCUUAUAGCAACCGGAAUCGGAGUCACCCCAUUCGCUUCCAUUCUACAGUCGAUUAUGCACAGGUAUUGGAAGGCGAGACACACUUGUCCUAAAUGCAAGUUUUCAUGGGCCUGUGACAUACCAGCCACCGUUAUGAACUUAAGAAAAGUGGAUUUUUUCUGGAUAAACAGGAACCAGCGGUCCUUCGAGUGGUUCGUGAACCUGCUUUCCCAGUUGGAAAUUGAACAAGCUGAACUGGGCGGGGCCAUGGAGAGAUUCUUGGAGAUGCACAUGUACAUCACCAGCGCUUUACAGAAAACCGAUAUGAAAGCAGUCGGGCUUCAGUUAGCUCUGGACCUGUUACACGAAAAGGAAAAGCGUGACUUAAUUACCGGCCUGAAAACCAGAACGAACGCGGGCAGACCGAACUGGGAUAAAGUUUUCAAGCAAAUUUCCGACCAGAAAAAAGGGAAAGUCACGGUUUUCUAUUGCGGACCGCCGCAAUUGGGGCGCAUUUUGCGGGUGAAAUGCGACCAGUACGGAUUUAUUUUCAGGAAAGAGAGUUUUUAAAGAAAAUUUUAGUACUUUUACUUGUAAAUAUACCCUAAUUGUAUUUUAUUGUACUUAUGUGUGUGUAAAAUGGCUUAUACUUUUGUACAUAUUUAUGUAAUUAUUAAUAUAUUUUUAAUCAACGUGAA